Molecule: messenger RNA, 3070 nt
Organism: Anguilla rostrata (American eel)
Lineage: Eukaryota; Metazoa; Chordata; Actinopteri; Anguilliformes; Anguillidae
Product: NTPase KAP family P-loop domain-containing protein 1-like
Exons: 3
Coding region: 1-1995 (664 amino acids)
Source: RefSeq, a predicted model, not a curated record
AUGGAAGGAAAGGUUUACAUGAACAGAGAAGCAGAAUGGAGGGAACAGAAGUACAAAGAGGACAGGCCCCGAACUUUCCUGCGCUCCCUGGUCGUCUUGCUCUCCAUGGUCUUCUUACGCCCGGUGUGGAGCAUGGAGACGGACCGGAGUCGGAAGAGGGUGAGGUGGAUAUUUGUACGCUUCAGUGCCUGGCACUUUGCGGGAAGCGACAGGCUAUGGGCCGGCCUGGUGAUCCGCCUGUUCAAGGCCAUACACGAUGACUUUGGGGGACUGCCCGUCAGCGUCUACAGAGCCACCCAGCACCCGUACCCUAAGAGGUUCGAGGACCAGAGUGAAGGCAGGUGGAAGGCGAGGAAGGUGUGUGGGCUGCCACUCUGGCUUGCUGCCAUGGGUGUGGCCGUCGUGUGCAUGGGAAUCAGUAUCCUGCUCUACUUUUCGGACUUCCAAGUGAGAACGAACGGUACACUGACUGGCCUGUCGAGUCUGGAGUCCGUGGCCAUCGCGACUCUCGGUCCUCCUGCCGUGGUGGUACUUCGGUUUGUCUUGAAGAUCGGCAAAAAUCUGCUCUACAGCCAGGGCAGCAUCGUCCAAAAGAAGAUGAACGAGUCAGCAGUCAGCGAUCAGCUGGGAUUCAUGAACAAGGUGAGGAAGGAGGUGUCCAUCCUCAUCAAUCUCAUCCAUUUCAUGGAGGUUCUGGAGAACAGGAAGAUCCGCGUCAUUCUGGAGAUCACUAAUUUGGACCGGUGCAGCCCGGAAAAGAUCAUUCAGACUCUGGAGGCCAUCAACAUCCUUUUGACCGGGGAGAAUGUCCCCUUUGUCUUGAUUCUGGCUGUGGAUCCAAAGGUUGUGGUGAACUGUGUGGAAAAUUCAUUCUUGCACCAUAGGUCAACAAAUAGUGGCUAUGAUUUUUUAAACAAGAUUGUUACCCUACCUUUCUCUGUGCCUGAGAUGUCAGUGAACUCAAAGCACAGGAUAUUUGAAACCCUUGCAAAUAGUCACCUUGAGGUUUUUGCUGAUGGGUUUUAUGGUACAAUGGCUCACCCAAGAAAGUCUGGUGAAAACAGGCAUUUAAGAAUGGAACUGGGACUACAUGAAGGAAGCUUGGUGCCUUUCAUUGGAAAUUCCAGCAGUGGGUCUGAAGCAAUAGAUCCAGGAAUUCCUUGGGAACACUGGGCAAGAAAAGUGAAGGCACUGACAAAUGAUGCUUUACAGUUUGUCAACAACAGAGGCAACCUCCACACUUACAUUAUGGCAGAUCACAUGUUUAUGAGGAGAAUAAUCAACUCAGUCAGAGUGUCCAUCAUCAUCCUGGAGGGGAUGAGGUGUGAUUUGUCUUCAGGCGAAGACCUUGCAGCUUGGGUGGUUCUGGCUAACCUGUGGCCUUGUCGUCUGAGUUGGAUUCUCCAGGUCGUGGAAGAUGACCAGCAGAGGGCUGCUAUAGAUCGACCUGACAGCACAGGUGAGAUUGACAACGGGAAGACUUUGUGGGAAGUCUUCAGCGAGUCCUGUGUGGAACUGCACAUGCUCAGAGGUAGAGCCGAGCUACUCCUGGAGCAAGACGGGGACCCUGAACUGUUUGAAAAGUUUCUCAAGGUGGAUUUCAGAUUGACCGUUGGGGAUGCCAACAGGUUCAGGCCCUGCACAGUCAAUCUGGACCAUUCCAUCCAGAAGGAGAUGGCCAGGCUCCGAGGCACCAACAUUAGAGAGAAAAUGAACUACAAAACCCAUGCCCCACUGCCAAUUAUGUCUCUCAUCAGAAUGAGUACAGAGGACAUCUGCAAAGAGAUGCAAAGGCUGAACUUCCCUGAAAAAUAUCAGCAGCGGCUGAGGCAGAAUCGACUUGAUGGAUCAUCCCUGGCAUUUGGCAAUGACGGAGAGAUCAAACGGGUUCUGCAGAUGGCCUUGGGUGAAUGGAUCUCUUUCAGCUUUCGUUUCCUGGGAGCAAAGCCAAGAUGCAGCCCGCACAUGUCAAACCCGAUGAUGUCUGCACAGUAGAGAGGCCUUCCUCCCUUGCUUGGAGAUAGCUGUGAAGCCUUGCUUCAUUCUCAGGCUGCAGCUAUUGUACGACCUCUAUCAGAGCAGUUCUGCAAGUCUCGAGAGGCUAAAUAGUCAUAUGCCACUAACCAGGAUUCUCAGUAUGCAAGGAUAAAAACCAUAAAACAAUCCAACUGAAGGACUCACAAACUGAAAUUUUCACAUUUUUAUGAGUAAGUCUAGACCUUAAGGUGUGUACUGCCUCAACAGUAAAGUUCCUGAUCACAAUAGGGCAUACAUGCAAGUCACAUGACUUCUAGACAUGGAUUAUGAAUGUUCAAAAAAAAAAAAAGAAUCCUCUGCCCAUAUCAAUAAUGAAAGCAAACAAUGGUUUUGAUCUUAGCUGUCUGUUGUUAUUUACAGAAUGGUGCAUAGCUAUGCAAAAUUAUAUUCAAAAUAUCAAUGACUAUACCUGAAAGAUCACAUAAAUGUGUUGCCUUAAGGUUAAGCCUUAUCUAAAUCCAACAUUAGUUUGGAGAAACAUGUCAUAGCUUUCUAGCCUAGCGCACAUAAAUAGCUUCAGAUUCAUGUUCAUGCGUACACCAUUCUGCCAAGUGAUGCAAGGGAUCACUGCAAAUCAAAACCUGUGUAUCUAAACCUAUUAUUAUUCAUAUGAUCAUUCCGUUUAUUUUCUACGGUGCAAAGACAAUUAUGUAUUCAGGAAGAAACUUCUAAACUGUCAUUCAGUAUGAAGCUUUAGACUUCCAAAUCACUGAUACACAAUCUUAAGUAUUUCUUUGUUUGACAGACAAUUAUUUCCAUGCAGCCAUUUUAAAUCUCUGAGCCUACAAAUUAUUUUUAUGAACUUAUUAGUGCUUACACAAAUUUCAGAUCAAGAUAUGACUGAGCUAAUUAAAAAAUUCAGAGCAGGAAUUGGCACAAAAUCCUGAAAUGGAUCAGCCCUUGUUGUGCACCCCUGCUGUUGACACCCAUAACAUAACAGUUUGUAACAAUGGGAAACAGACUGUUUUAUGUGUUGCAUUAGCACACUGUUAAGUUUCUGAUAAAUAAAUAAAAAGAAAAACUACAAAAACAA